AUUGAGAUGAGAAAUAAUGUUUUUUUUAUCUUAAAUGUAGGUAUUAUUUAUAUAACAGUGCAUUAGCUACUAACAACAAAAACUGUUAACAUUCACCAAUAUUAUUUAGUUUUCGGUAAGACGGCUUUUAGCAGAAAAAUCAUUAAUCUACCACUCAGAAGAACCCACCCAGAAUCCUGCAAAACGAAUUUUAUCCUGAACGCACACAAAUAACGUAUAGUAAACGCUAUAGUAAACACUCACACAACCACAAAGUACAGCUGAUCUCUCUCACUUCGAAACGGGGAGCAAAAUAGCGCAGGGCGACGUUGCCGCUCCGUGCUCCCCGGUUGCCGCCCCGCACGCCACGCAAACUCGCAAGUAAAUAUUCAAAUUUCGAACUUGGAUGGCAUUGCGAAUUGAAUAACAUGUAGACUGGUAACUGGUAUAAAGAGCCCGUUUAUGGUACGAAUUAAAAAGUAACACGCUUUGUCGCUUUGAUUAGUAUCAAGAAGUUCUGACUAUUGAUAACGUUAAAAUCUUUUUUUGUAAAAACAAUAAUGAUUUAGCAUUUGUUGUUUUUGAAAUACAUAGUGUGCAGCUGCUAUUAAGUAAUUACGACUUUACGAAUAUUAAGAACAUUCCUACUAAAUAAAUAUAAUUAGGUAUUAAAUGCAAAUAUGUGUAAAUGUGAAAUGUGUAAUGACAACCUUACUGUGGUACAUAAUGCUUCCCCGUAACGGUUUAUGCUAAAAUGGUUAAAAACUGGUUUUAUUUUUGGACUUCGUUAAUUGGACUGUAAAGAGAAUUUGAAACAUCGCACGUGCAUGCGUUUUAACGACCUUUUUAAAUUCGGUUACAGUAUCUCUUGUACAGGUAAAAAAACAUUAUUUUUUAAGGACGAAGCAAGGUCUUUAACAUAUAUGAUAGGCCUCUAAUACACACAACAUUUAUUUCUAACAAUCAAUUUGUUUAUUUUAAUUACGUCAUGUUAAUCAUGUAUUAGGAUAUUAAUAACAAUAACACUGCAUAAUACUUGAAAGACACUCAUCAUCUCAAUUUAUUUCUGAAACUAUUAUAUCGUGAUAAAUUACGAUGGGCUCGGAAAGUUUGAAUUUGCGGAUUGAGUCCACCAACACGACCGCUCGGCUUGGAGAACAGGAGCGACUGAUGAAGAGCGCGAUCGGCCUGCUCGACGACCGACGCGACCCGAUGUGCCAUACCGAGGCAGGCGGCCCGCAACAGCGCACGUCGCGCGAUUAUUCCCGCGUAAACUAAGUUAUUAUGAAUUGAAAGAUCGUUUAAAGUAGUGAAAAUGGAACGACCAGGUUUCAAAGCAAUCGAAAAAAAGAUCAAAAUUCAAGUUUUGCUAGAAUAUAAACGUCGCCGAUGUCUUUGGGACAUAACACAUCCAGAAUACCAUAAUCAAGCAGUACGAAAUGAAGAGCUAGGCCAAAUUUUAAAGUUAUGGCACAAAAUAGAUCCAACGGCUACGAUUGAGUCUAUAAAAAUGAAGAUAUUAAACAUGCGAACAAAUUACAUUCGGCAAAGGAAAAAGGUUGAAAAUAGCAUAACAGCUGAUGGCGAAGAAGUAUUUAAACCAACACUCUGGUACUAUAAAUACUUGGAUUUUCUCACUUCUCACAGUGCUAUAAAACAUAAGCCAAAACCUAAGGAUGGUGAAUCCAAUACUGAUACGGAUUCUGAAGAUAUGAGCGAUGUGGACUCAUCAAUAAACAAAAUACACGAAGCUAUUGCUUCUGAGAAUGAAAACGAUUCUCGAAGUCAAGAUACUAUGGAUGAAUCUGCUGCAGCCUUCGGAAGGUCAGUUGGUUUGCAGCUAUGCAAGAUAACGGACAUGCAGAGAUGGAUAGCAGAGAAACUCAUAUCAGAUGUUCUCUUCCAAGCAAAAUUAUCACACCUAUCCACCACAUCAAAAGUUACGAUAAAUGAGAAUAAGUCUAUUGUUAAAACUGAACCUGAAUUAAAUACAAGUGAAGUGACUGAGCCUGAUCAUAUUAUGUUUUACGUAAAAGAAGAACCUGAAAGUGACCUGCAUUGUGAAAAUGUUCUUCAAGCUGAAGCUGAUCAAAAGGACGAAACCGAUUUGCUUGGUGAAAGUGUUCCAGUUUUCGAAGAUAUUAAGAUAGAAGAAAACGAAACAGAAAACGCCGUCAAAUUUCUACAAAUGUACUAGACGUCGUCGGUGGCAAUAAGUUAAGAGUAACACGUUUCUUUAUCUGCGGCCAGAAAGAAACUAUUAAGUACACCAGCAUUUCUACUUUUAAGGUAUUUUUGUUUUCGUCCUAUUAAGGUAAAAUACUAUGUAUUCUAUCGCAGUUGUAAGCAAUUUCUUUUUAAAUAAAAUGGUUCUUUUUUAUAA
Messenger RNA from Trichoplusia ni (cabbage looper), 2362 nucleotides. RefSeq names its product THAP domain-containing protein 4-like. The coding region runs from base 1295 to 2176 and encodes 293 amino acids. The record is from RefSeq and is a predicted model, not a curated record. The transcript is spliced from 3 exons. NCBI's taxonomy places the organism in Eukaryota, Metazoa, Arthropoda, Insecta, Lepidoptera, Noctuidae.